Oncorhynchus tshawytscha (Chinook salmon) is the source of this 4252-nucleotide messenger RNA. Its product is annotated as E3 ubiquitin-protein ligase Itchy. The record is from RefSeq and is a predicted model, not a curated record. Lineage: Eukaryota; Metazoa; Chordata; Actinopteri; Salmoniformes; Salmonidae. The transcript has 24 exons. The coding region runs from base 201 to 2780 and encodes 859 amino acids. Gene Ontology annotation, biological process: protein K63-linked ubiquitination; protein K48-linked ubiquitination; protein K29-linked ubiquitination. Gene Ontology annotation, molecular function: ubiquitin protein ligase activity; protein binding.
CUGACGUUAGUCACAUGACACGGCCAGGAAGAAAUUCAGACCGAGUGGUACUUGUCAUACAGCUUUUUAGUUUUUCUGAGACGUUGUUUACCAUCCACAUUCCUUGGUGGGCGUAAGAAGGACAUUUACAGAAACAUUUGUUGCCCUCUGAUAUGGUUCAUGUCAUAGCCAAAACAUGCUGCACUGUUAAUGGCUGAACUAUGAAGGCACAACUUCAAGUCACUGUUCUGUCGGCCAAACUGAAGGAGAACAAAAAGAACUGGUUUGGCCCCAGUCCGUACGUGGAGGUGGCUGUGGACGACCAGUCGAAGAAGACGGAGAAAUGCAACAACACCCACACCCCCAAAUGGAAGCAGUCACUCACAGUAAUUGUCACACCCUUCAGUAAGCUCAUUUUCCGGGUAUGGAGUCAUCAGACGCUGAAGGCCGACUUCCUAUUGGGCGUGGCCACAUUGGACAUGAGUGAAACCCUCAAGUCCAAUGAUAUGAAACUCUCUGAGGUGGUGCAGAUCUUACAGCUGUGUUCAGACCAGGACAACACAGACGUGGUGGGAGACCUGUCCAUCUGUCUGGAUGGCGUGCAGGUGGACCCAGAGACCUUUGCUUCUGCAGAGAGAGACCAUGCAGCUACUGCUCCCAACAGGGACGUGAGGCAGAACGAAGAUGGAGGCAACAGGUCCAGCAGAGACACGUCACCUUCCAGUGACUCUACAGAGGACUGGGUGAUCAUCCCCAGUGGCCACGAGAUCAACUGCACGGUGUCUCCCGCCCCAUCCCCAGGGGGCUCCAAGUCCACACGCCCCCCCAGACCUGCUCGUCCUCCUCCACCCACCCCUCGCAGACCAGCCGCCUCCCCAGCGUCCUCUAGCAGCUCCACUCCCAGCGACGUGAGCGAGCCCACGGCUUCAGGCGGCUCCUCCUCAGACCCCCCUCCCGAGAACGGCGCAGAACCCCCACCCCCACAGGCAGCCAGCACCAGCGGACCGGAAGCCAUUGGGGCACCCCCAGCCGGAGGGCUCCCCCAACUCGGCCCUGUCAGCAACGGCCCACUGCCACCGGGCUGGGAGCAGAGGGUGGACCAGAAUGGGCGCAUGUAUUACGUGGAUCACAUUGAAAAGAGGACGUCAUGGAACCGACCCGAUUCUCUCCCCUCUGGGUGGGAGCGGCGAGUGGACCCAAUGGGCAGGGUGUACUUCGUGGACCACAUCAGCCGGACCACCACGUGGCAGCGCCCUACGCAGGAGUCGGUGCGUAACUUUGAGGAGUGGCAGCACCAGCGCAGCCAGCUGCAGGGGGCCAUGCAGCAGUUCAACCAGAGGUUCAUAUUCGGGCUCCAGGAUCAGCAAAUAGCCGCAGCAAACAAAGAGUUUGACCCGCUUGGGCCGCUGCCACAUGGCUGGGAGAAGCGAACAGACACCAACGGCAGGGUAUAUUUUGUUCACCACACAUCGCGGAUGACCCAGUGGGAGGACCCACGGACGCAAGGGCUGCUUAAUGACAAGCCUCUACCUGAAGGCUGGGAGAUGAGGUUCACUGUGGACGGCAUUCCCUACUUUGUGGACCACAACAGGAGAACCACCACCUACAUCGACCCUCGCACAGGCAAAUCCUCCCUUGAAAAUGGGCCUCAGAUCACCUACGUCAGGGACUUCAAAGCCAAAGUGCAGUACUUCAGGUUCUGGUGUCAGCAACUGUCAAUGCCACAGCACAUCAAGAUCACCGUCACCCGCAAAACCCUCUUUGAGGAUUCAUUCCAGCAAAUAAUGAGCUUUCAUCCACAAGAUCUCAGACGGAGGCUGUGGAUAAUAUUCCCUGGAGAGGAAGGCUUGGACUACGGAGGAGUGGCAAGGGAGUGGUUCUUCCUGCUGUCUCAUGAGGUGCUGAACCCCAUGUACUGCCUGUUUGAGUACGCUGGGAAGGAUAACUACUGUCUCCAGAUCAACCCUGCCUCUUACAUCAACCCCGACCACCUCAAGUACUUCAAGUUCAUUGGACGCUUCAUCGCCAUGUCCUUGUUCCACGGGAAGUUCAUCGAUACGGGAUUCUCCCUGCCCUUCUACAAGCGCAUCCUGAACAAGCCCCUGGCCCUAAAGGACCUGGAAUCCAUUGACACGGAAUUCUACAACUCCCUCAUCUGGAUCAAGGAUAACAACCUGGAGGAGUGUGGUCUAGAGAUGUUCUUCUCUGUGGACAAGGAGAUCCUGGGGGAGGUUACUACUCACGAGCUGAAGCCGGACGGAGGCAACGUACUGGUCACUGAGGAGAACAAAGAGGAAUACAUCAGGCUGGUGGCAGAGUGGAGGUUGUCCAGAGGUGUGGAGGAGCAGACCCAGGCCUUCUUCGAGGGCUUCAACGAGGUCCUCCCCCAGCAGUACCUGCAGUACUUUGACGCUAAGGAACUGGAGGUGAUGCUGUGUGGCAUGCAGGAGAUAGACCUGGUGGACUGGCAGAGGCACACCAUCUACAGACACUAUGCUCGCAGCAGCAAGCAGAUCCUCUGGUUCUGGCAGUUUGUGAAGGAGAUGGACAACGAGAAACGCAUGAGGCUGCUACAGUUUGUCACUGGCACCUGUCGGCUCCCCAUGGGUGGCUUCGCUGACCUCAUGGGGAGUAAUGGACCACAGAAGUUCUGCAUCGAGAAGGUGGGCAAAGAAAACUGGCUUCCAAGAAGUCACACUUGCUUUAAUCGACUGGACCUGCCCCCCUACAAGAGCUACGAGCAACUGAAGGAGAAGCUGAUGUUUGCCAUCGAGGAAACUGAGGGCUUCGGACAGGAGUAGUAACACACGGCAGCCUAAAUGGCCACCAUGAGGAGCCAUUCUCCACGCACUUUGAUCUGUCUAGGUUUCAGGCAGCUGCACUUUUUCCCCCAGGUCCUGACUCUCUUGAGAUGGACAGGCACUAACAGACGCGUCCCUUUCUGCCACGUUAUACAGACCCCCAAAGUCAUUACACCUGAGGUGGAAUCACUGUCUCCAUGGUGACGACCCUUCAUACUGAAUGAUUCCGCUUUCACCCCCUGACCUGUGUAACCCUGUUGAAGCUUGCCUUAUUCUGCCUAAUCAGACCAUGUGUCCGGGAAGAGAGAGGAAGGGGAGGGGAUGUUCCCUCCCCAUGUCACAUCUGCCUGUCACCUCUUCACCACAGUAGUUAAUAAUCACGGAAGAUAUUCACUACAAUGUCAGCUGUUUCAUUUCUUCCCCUUCGUCUCCCUGAGCGCAGACUGUUGAGUGUAUGAAUGAAUGCUAGAACUGUGUGCAGUAGACUCUUCCAAAAAAGUCCCCUUGUCAAUUUGUGACAUUUUAGAGUGUUUUAGUUGAUUUAACAUGUUGCUUUCCAGAUGAAAUAUUGAAUCUUAAAACAUUUACUUUGCUGGUACACCACGGUUGUGGUGGUAAGGGUUUUUGUGAAUGUUAUGAUGAAAAGCUUUAUUUUUGGCGUGCAAUAGUUUUACAGUCCAGAUGUUUAUGCCCUUUAUAUAGAUAAACCAGACGUUCAUUAAUUACCUCAAUCCAAAGUUUUUGUUUAUAAAGUCAGUUAUCAAAUCUACGUAUUGAUUUCAACCCUGAAUAUUGAAAAGGUUUUUAUAUAAUUUUUUUAUAGCCUGAAAUUGUUGUAGCAAAACAGGGUCGUAUUCAUUUUUCACCUAAUGGGAGAACAUUGAUCUUUUUUUAAAACUUUGAAUGUUUUUGUGCCUUCUGACCAUGACCCUGGUUUGUUGUGUGAUUUGACCCUUUCUUUCCCAAACAGUCGGCAUUAGGACCGUACUUGUCUACAAUAAUAGCAUUGUUUUCAUUUUUAAGGCAAACCGAAUGAGUUACUAAUGACGUGGGAGUGUCAGCAGUGUGUCAAAAGUUAAUGUAAGGACAACCGAUAAGGAAAGAGUAAAUUUAGGAAUUAGAAAUAAGACUACUGCUUGUGAAAAUCACUCCCACUGAAAGGUAAACCUUUUUUUGUUGUAUAGAGAAUUAUCAUCAACUCCAAGAUCUAAUGAUUAAGGACUAGUUUAAAUCAUAUCUGCGCUAGCUGACACCCGCAUAGCUGUUGUUUUGGUGGUGUCUGAGGUGGAACUGUGUUGGAGCUGUCAAAUCCACAAGCGGCUGAUGGGGUUUUACCUGAAGCAGACAUUGCCAUUGGAUGUCACAUUAACAGAAAUCCCAUGCAGCUGUGUUACAAUUCCGAACACUGGCAUCUGUGAUGUAAUCUACACCUCGAUUAGGAUGAUAUAAAUCCUUAUUAUUUUGUCAAUUGA